Molecule: messenger RNA, 4062 nt
Organism: Juglans microcarpa x Juglans regia
Lineage: Eukaryota; Viridiplantae; Streptophyta; Magnoliopsida; Fagales; Juglandaceae
Product: BRCT domain-containing protein At4g02110
Source: RefSeq, a predicted model, not a curated record
UUAGGUCGUCCCGCCAGGACACCAAAAUCCAAAAAAAUUAAAAAAAUCAACGGAACAAAAAUCAAAUUCCCUCCAACACUAUUUUGCACUAUCUCACUCUUCCUCUGCAAGUUUAUAUGACAAAACACAAAACCUUCCUUUUUGUUCGCUUUUCUCAUUUCACUUCAAUCUCCCAUCACUAGUCCCCUGCAUUUACUUCCACACCCUCUUCUAUUGUCGGGAAUUAAAUCUCCUCGCUGAAAUUCGAUUCACCUAUGGAAACCAAUUCUUCAUCCAGUGUUUUUCUCGGUGUCCGUUUCGUUCUCUUCGGAUUCAAUCCAGCCACCGAAAACAAGGUUAGAUGCAAGCUUGUUUAUGGCGGUGGAAUCGAUGCUGGUCAGUAUAGCCCAAGUUGUACUCAUGUAAUCGUGGAUAAGCUUGUUUAUGACGAUCCUGUAUGUAUUGCUGCUCGAAACGACGCCAAGACUCUCGUCACGGCCUUAUGGGUUGAUCAUAGUUUUGACGUUGGAAUGCCUGUUGAUGCCACAUCGAUUAUGUACAGGCCACUCAAAGAUACAAAUGGAAUACGAGGUGCAAAAAAUUUAGUAAUAUGCUUAACUGGUUAUCAGCGGCAAGAUCGAGAGGACAUUAUGGCAAUGGUUGGCUUGAUGGGUGCUGAAUUCUCUAAGCCGUUGGUGGCAAACAAGGUUACUCAUCUGAUUUGCUACAAAUUUGAGGGGGAGAAGUAUGAACUUGCCAAAAGAAUAAAUACAAUAAAGCUUGUCAAUCAUCGAUGGUUGGAAGAUUGCUUAAGGGAUUGGGAGCUUCUUCCUGAAGAAAACUAUGACAAAAGUGGCUAUGAGUUGGAGAUGAUGGAAGCAGAAGCUAAGGAUUCUGAAGAAGAGGCUGAUGACACAACCAGCGCACUUUGGGGGAGAAACAUAAAUAAGAGCCCUCAUAAUUCAAAGAUUGGGCUACUGACAACCGGUAAAUUGUCCAAAACAGUAGGUGAAGUUUCACCUUCAAAUGGUCCUCUAAACAAGUUAAUAAUUCCUGUAGAAGAAAAGUCAUCUGUUCAGGCCUCAAGCUUUGGUAAUGCUGAUGUUUCUAAAGCACUUGGCCAUCACACUACUAGUUCUGGUGAGCUACCUUACCCGCUUGAACAAAAUCCAUAUCCUACAAGAGUAAGGAAUAGCUUGACAUCUACCUCUGGAAGUGAUGCCCAAAGGCCCGUUCAUUCUGAUGCCGCAGUUAGUCCUAUAAGUUACUCAAUGAAAACGUCUAGGAGAUCCCCACUUCCUGUGGACUCUCCAAAAAUAUCAGGCAAUUUCAGCAACUGUUCUAAAACACCUUUGGGUAAAGUCCAUGAUGAUUUUGACAACUCUCCCUUCAAGGUUGAACAAGUGAAGGACAGAUUUGGCUCUGGUUGCCUUCAAACUUAUCAGGAAGGAACUGAGUUAGUACACAGAGAAGACUCGAGUGGUUUGUUGCCUCAAAAGAGAAUGGCAAAUGCUUCUUAUGCUAGCCUUAAGUCACCAAAGUUGAGUAUUGAUGCAGCACCCUGCCUGGAUCCUGUGUCAGGUGAUAAUACCCUGGGGGUGGAACCAAUAACUUUGAUUGAUGGCCAUGGUGGUCUUCCUGUUGAUGAGACUGCUAAUCUGAAUGCUGCACAGCAAUCAGAUGGUAACAAAUCAGCAACUAAACUUUCAACAAGUAGCAAGAAGUCAUUAACAUGUGGUGUGUCUUCCUCUAAAACUUUGAGUGGAAAGACUGGGCAGGAUAACGAUGCUGCUGAGAAGACACCUCAAUCAUCUUUUCAGAGAUUAAAUAAGUCUGCUUUAUCAACUAAGCCUGAAAUUUUACAUUUAGGUAUUGAGAGAUCUGCACAAGAAGUUAGAGAAAAAGGGGAGCAAGAGAAUUGGCAGCAAGAUGCGGAGUCAUCUCCCAGUAACAAUAAGUUGGAGACUGAGAAAUCUGGUGGGCCUGGCAAUUUGAGCUUGCCUGAAGGAGGAAAUGAUAACUUGAUCACAAAACCUCUUAGGAAGAAGAUGGUGGCCAAGAAGACUUUGGGUUCAAGACCCAAGUCAACUACUGUUAAUAUCCAAAAGGGUCCUUUAUACUUAAAUAAAACCAUCUCCCAAAAUGGUGCUGUAAUUCAUUCAUUUGAAGUAAAAGAGGCAGCAGAUCAUGAGAAGUCUUCCGGUUCUAUGAAACUUGAGACAUCUCCUCCAACUGUUAAUCUUGAAGCACCAAAGGAGAUGCUGACAACAAAUGUGAUAGCUGGUGACAAUAUGGAGAAUAAAAAUGAAUCAAUGGAUGCUGAAACUGAGGCUUCAGAAGACAAACUUGAAGAUGAAUUGGAGAAACCACUUGAUGAAAAGAAGUCUGGGGUGGUUAUAUUGACAAAUACAACAGAUACAAUCAUGGGAGAGAAUUGGGAAAGGCUGCAGGAUAUUGCAAACACAGGAAUGCAUGGUAAUGCAAUGGCUUCAGAGGAAGACACCAAUGAAACUGAAACAGAAAAGACUCUUUGUGAUGAGAAUUCUAAGCAUGUUAAAGCAAGCUUACGUGGGGAUGGUGUCAAAGGGAAGAUGAAUAAAGGACAAAAACGCUCUACAGGUGGAGCCAAGAUGAAGAUAGAUAUAUUGAAAUCUAAGAAAGGUGUGGAUCGUGAAGAAAGUGGGGCUGAGAACAAUGAGGGGACAGGGUUGGAAAAGAAGAAAAGAGUGUUGUUUCCUUCUGGUAAAACUAAUAGAUGCCCUAGUGCAUCAAAUAAGUCAGAGAACAGUAGUGAAGUGGAGAAGGAGAACAGGCCAGUUAAAAACUUAAGUCAGAUCAAAGAGAAUGAUGGGAAAUUAUCUAUUAAUUCUAACAUAGUGCCAAGGAAGAUCAAUCGAAAGGCAGGGAAGGUUAAUCCAAACGGUGAGAAAAUAGAACCUGCAUGGUUCAUAUUUAGUGCACAUCGACUACAAAGAAAGGAGUUUCAACAAGUUAUUAGGCGUUUGAAAGGAAGACUUUGUCGAGAUUCUCAUCAAUGGUCAUACCAGGCCACACACUUUAUAACCACAGAUCCAAUUCGAAGGACAGAGAAGUUCUUUGCUGCUGCUGCAUCUGGGAGGUGGAUUCUCAAGACUGAUUAUCUAAGUGCCUGUAGUCAGGCUGGAAGAUUCUUGGCAGAGGAGCCAUAUGAAUGGCACAACAAUGGCUUGAGUGAAGAUGGUGCAAUAAAUUUGGAGGCUCCAAGGAAGUGGCGACUCUUGAGGAAGAGAACUGGCCACGGUGCAUUUUAUGGAAUGCGCAUAAUCAUUUAUGGAGAAUGCAUUGCACCACCUUUGGAUACCCUGAAGCGUGUCGUGAAAGCUGGUGAUGGGACUAUAUUGGCAACUUCCCCUCCUUAUACCCGCUUCCUAAACUCUGGAGUUGAUUUUGCAAUUAUCAGCCCCGGCAUGCCACGUGUUGAUUUGUGGGUCCAGGAGUUCUUAAAAAAUGAGAUACCUUGUGUUCUAGCUGAUUAUUUGGUCGAGUAUGUUUGCAAACCUGGGUAUUCCCUCGACAGGCAUGUGCUAUACAAUACUAAUGUUUGGGUGGAGAGGUCAUUUGCUCACCUGCAGGACAGAGCAGAAGAGAUUGUCGAGGACCUGACACCACCAGAUGAUAGUAGUAAUGACAUAGCCUGCCAAGUUUGUGGGUCUUGCGAUAGAGCGGAGGUGAUGCUUAUGUGUGGUGAUGAAAGUGGUUCUGUUGGUUGUGGGAUUGGUACCCACAUUGACUGCUGUGAUCCUCCACUUGAAGAUGUUCCUGAGGACGAUUGGUUUUGUCAAAAGUGUAGUGAAAGCAGGCGUAGCACAAACUCAGGCCAGAAAAAGAAAAAGGGAACCUCAUUAUUGGAAAGCAAAUGAAUUUUGCUCUCUCGUUUGCAACCCUUUCAGUUUUAGAAAGGUCUCUCAAAUAGUUUUUGUACGUUUAGUUGUGGCAAGUGCAGUAGUAUAACUCAUUAUAUAGUCGUCCAAAAUGUUUGUAAUGUACUCUGUACAAAUUAGUUACUAAAAUUGUAUCAUGGUGACUUAGAAAAUGUUUGGCCAA